AUGGUUUUCAAUGGGGACUCAACUGAAUCUUUUGUUUAUGGCAUUCUUCAACUAAAUGUGCUGCACAAAGGCCGCCUCAUCUUUCUGUUGCAAUUUGGUUUUGACGGCAGACUCACCUGGAACCUUCUGAAUAUGUCGUUUACAAUGCUCUUAAGCAACCGAUUGUGUUGCACCAGGCCGCCUAAUGUUUCAGUUGCUACGAUAUUCUAG
Molecule: messenger RNA, 210 nt
Organism: Opisthorchis viverrini
Lineage: Eukaryota; Metazoa; Platyhelminthes; Trematoda; Opisthorchiida; Opisthorchiidae
Exons: 2
Coding region: 1-210 (69 amino acids)
Source: RefSeq, a predicted model, not a curated record